CAGCCAAAGCCACAGCCAACGCGCAUCCGACCUGCAUCGGCCGCCACGAAGCUCUAGGCACUCAUAAUUCAGCGAUAAAGCGCUUUGAGUUGGUGUUUGCUUUCCUCUUCACAGUCCCCAAUCCACUCCGUCGAGAACACCCACCAUGGCCGAGAAACCAGCGGCCGAAAAGCCAAAAGCCAGCACCACUCCAGGCGCUGAGUCUCCGACCACCGCGCGCCCGCUCGACUUCGACGACGACGGCGAGACACCCUCAACUGCCCUCGAGAGCGCUGCGUCCCCGCCACCCCCCUCUAAGUCCCCUAAACCGGGUGUCCGCUUCUCAGACGACGCUACCGAGAUCCCCCCCCCGAAGCCACCGCGCCCGAUGAGUCCCCAGCAGCAGGCCGAGAACACGCUGAUCGAGGCCUUCCCCGGCAUCGACGCCAAGGUUGUUAAGGCGGUCCUUGUCGCAAGCGGAGGCAAAGUGGAGCCUGCGUUCAAUGCGCUGCUCAGCAUGUCGGAUCCCAACUACCAGGCCGAGGAAACGCCUCCACCUCAACCGCCUAGGCCGACUCAGCAGCCGCGAAACCAGCUGGAGGCAGAUGAGCUGUACGCCCGCCAGCUGGAAGAGCACUAUCAGACCCAGGGUGGACAUGCGUCACAUCGCGGUGGCCCUAGAGCGCCGCAGCGACGCAAGGACACUGGUCUGAAGCCCAAUGAACUUUACGACGACAAGGAGCAUAGCUUCUUCGAAGACGAUCUCCCGGUGAUCAAGAAGAACAUCGAGCAAGGCUUCCGCGAGACCCAGAGUAAGGUCAACGAAUGGAUCACCAACUUUCGCAAGAAGCUCGACGGCGAAGACGACUACGACGAGCACACGCACGCUCAGCCCUCUCAACAGCGCCAGAACUAUGGCCCUUCUCAGUCAGAUCAGCUCUACGGCGCACGCAAGUCUGCAGAGCAGAGGCGGUCGGCAGAUCGGGAGAGAUAUGAUACGGACAACAGGGUGCUUGGAGAUGAUUUUGAGGCGCUGGAGUUGAGAGAUGAUGAAGCCCCCGCCCACCAUAAACCAAACCGCCCGCUUGCAAAUCCCGAUCUCUUCAAGCCCACGCCCGUAUCGCCACCCCAGAGCGGUCCUAUUGAUGAAGUCGACGCCCUGUAUCGCAAUCCCUCGCCCGCAAACCAGCCACCCGGCAAGUUAGGAGGCAAGAAGUGGCAGCCCCUUACGUCUGUAGCACCACACCCCGAGCCCGAAGACCAUGAUCCAUUCAGUCUUGGGGACAGCGACGAGGAAGAUACAAAUGCCAAGACCAAGGACGUUAAAGCCGAAGAUACCGAUAGGCUGAAGAAAGCGGCAGAGGGCAAGGAGGGAAAGGAUGCUGGAGAUCUGAAGGAGGCGAGUCGGAGUGGGAGCGCGGGGCAGAAAGAUGCGGCUGCAGAAGCCUUGUUGAAGGAGGCUAAAUAGCUGCAUCUUGAGGUCUCCCUUUGCAGUUCUGUUUGAUGAUGAUUGAUGACUGAUGGGUAGUUUCCACGGCUUGGCUGGUUUUGUGGUAUGAGUAGAUGCACUUUCGGCCCUGCGGUUUGCUUAGUUUCUACGAAGCGAUUGUAUGUAGGCGGAUUAAGUUCAUAUCAAUACUGACCAUCUUUCAGACAGGAAUGGGAUGAUCCUCGACUGCUGCUUUCUAACUGGCAAUCUUCUGAUUAACACAUAUGUGUUCUGUAUAUAUAGCCUGUGUACACUAGCGGCAUUCAUGGAGUACAGCUCUAGUAUUAAGCUAGCAGAAAGGAAAAUGAAUGCGCCUACAGAG
Molecule: messenger RNA, 1790 nt
Organism: Lindgomyces ingoldianus
Lineage: Eukaryota; Fungi; Ascomycota; Dothideomycetes; Pleosporales; Lindgomycetaceae
Exons: 4
Coding region: 146-1447 (433 amino acids)
Biological process (GO): ubiquitin-dependent protein catabolic process
Cellular component (GO): cytoplasm
Molecular function (GO): ubiquitin binding; ubiquitin conjugating enzyme binding
Source: RefSeq, a predicted model, not a curated record